This is a messenger RNA of Phyllopteryx taeniolatus (common seadragon), 1588 nucleotides long. RefSeq names its product Jun dimerization protein 2b (gene jdp2b). Gene Ontology annotation, molecular function: RNA polymerase II cis-regulatory region sequence-specific DNA binding; DNA-binding transcription factor activity, RNA polymerase II-specific. The coding region runs from base 268 to 759 and encodes 163 amino acids. Gene Ontology annotation, biological process: regulation of transcription by RNA polymerase II. Gene Ontology annotation, cellular component: nucleus. The transcript is spliced from 5 exons. The record is from RefSeq and is a predicted model, not a curated record. NCBI's taxonomy places the organism in Eukaryota, Metazoa, Chordata, Actinopteri, Syngnathiformes, Syngnathidae.
CUUCCGCAUUCCGGAGCUGGCCCACUACUUAAGCGGGCUGAUGCAACGACUCGUGCUAGUCCCCGCAGCCGCCGCCGAGUCCUAAAAAAAAAAAAUUACAAAUCGGACAAAACAAAGCUGCCCGAAUCUCACGUUUCGCUCGUGCUGUCCGGAUUGUUUAUUUUUGGCUCCAAUUUGUUUGUUUGGGCGCACAACAGUGUGCGAACACAGUUGCACCAUUGACAGAAGAAGUGCUCUCUGACGGCGGCGGCGGCGGCCGGGUCGGACAUGAUGCCGGGACAGAUACCGGACCCUUCGCUGGCGGCGGGCUCCCUGCCCUGCCUGGGCCCGCUGGCGGGCAUCUCGGCCACCACGCUCACCGACCAGCUGAAACUGGCCGACUUCCACCAGCUGGGGGCCAUGUUCUCGCCGUUGCAUUUCCUGGGGAGGCUGGGAAAGCGGCCGCUGGCCAUCAAGACGGAGAUGGACGAAGACGAAGAGAGGAGGAAACGAAGGCGAGAGAAAAACAAAGUAGCGGCGGCGCGAUGCCGAAACAAGAAGAAGGAACGAACGGACUUCCUGCAGCGGGAAUCGGAGCGUCUGGAGAUGGUCAACUCGGAUCUGAAGGCUCAGAUCGAGGAGCUCCGCCUGGAGAGGCAGCAGCUCAUGGUGAUGCUCAACCUCCACCGGCCCACCUGCAUCGUGAGGACCGACAGCGUCAAAACCCCCGAGAGCGAGGCCGACCCCCUGCUGGAGCAGCUGUCCGCCGACGCCAAGUGAAGGCGGGGAAGGACUCCAGAGUCCCCCUGGCACGCAUCCUGAGUGCCAAUUUCCCGUUUCUAAGUAAGCACUUGAGCUCCAAGCCGGCCGGACACUUCCGGAGACCCUGCCCACAGACCCGCGGUCAUCUGCGAGUCCUGCUAACGCGAGCUGGCUCUGUCCACGGCAAGACUGGAAAGACCCCAAGUAUCAUCCCCGGUUUCUUCACCAUAUUGUUGUUGUUGACACCCGCUGUGCCUCGUCGCCAAUUACCAGCUCGACGUAUGAAACAAACAAAAAAGGGACCAGUGGAAUCAGUUGGGGGGGGGAAGAGAAAGACUGCAAACAUUGUUGAGGAAUCUCUCCGAUCUCAACACGGUGCUGUCUCGUUGCGUGCAAUCGCGUCGGUUUGCUUCGUACGCCGGCCGAGUGCACGCGUGUGGACUUUUAGCGUACGAUACACCACACUUUUUUUGUAAUGACCCUCAUACGCCGCCCGCCAAACAACGGGAGAUUAGCGGUUGAUCCGACUCGUGGUGACGCUGGCGUCAUGAAAAAAUAGCACAUAACGCAAAUGUUUACACCCAUGUUUGUCCAUUUAUUAUUGUACUUGUUUUAUACCGCUUUGUACACAUUAACGCGUAUGAAUUGAAAAUGCCCGUCGAUCACUUGAUGUGAUUUAUAUUAAAACUACAGUGUGUCUUUUAUCAUGUUGCGCUGUCAAACAGCUGUGAAAACAAAAAGUUAUGUUUCCCCCUUUUUUGAGCUGAGCAGUAUUUCAAUGUCUGGACAUGUAUCUGCCAUGUAUGACUCUGUUAGCCCGAGUAGAUUAAAGUCUAUUUUCUAAUGA